AUGACUAUCUUCCACAGCCCGUUUCCGCUGCUCAAUCUGCCCGAAGCAGACAUUUUCUCUUUUCUCUUCGAAAAAAACGAUAGGCCGUUUCCGAACGAACAUGUCAUCUUCCAGGAUGCCGAAAACGAGAGACAAUAUUCCUACUCCCAAGUCAAGCAAGCGGCCCUGUCUUUCGGCCACGGGUUAAAGGACCGCUUCGAGUGGCAGAAAGGCGACGUCCUCGUUCUCUUUGCCGCCAACAACGUCGACACUCCAGGGCUUAUCCUGGGGACGCUUUGGACUGGUGGAGUGAUUUCGCCCGCGAACCCAGGCUACACUGUCCGUGAGCUGGUGUACCAACUCCAAGACAGCGGAGCUCGAGCCGUGGCGACCCAGUUCUAUUUGCUGGAGACGGUGAAAGAGGCAUGCCGGCAGGUUGGAAUAUUGGAAGACUCUAUCUUGCUCGUGGACGAACAGAAGGACCCUUCCGGACGCAUCAAACACUACACUGAAAUACAAAGUACAAGCCGUGCGACUCGAUACCAGAAAGCCUACAUCGAGCCUAAAGCCGAUCUUGCGUUUCUGGUCUACUCUUCUGGCACGACAGGAAAGCCCAAGGGCGUGAGGCUCUCGCACUAUAACCUCACCUCAAAUGUCAGUCAGCUUCAACCAGGAGAGCAGUACAACCUCAGCUGGGACGGCUCAAGAACCAGUAGCGACAUCCCACUACCAAGACCCGGGGCAGGAGGAGAUAAAAUUCUUGCCUGUCUUCCGUUCUUCCACAUUUACGGCCUUACCACCACGGUUCUCAACCCUCUGUACACCGGCACCACCACAAUAGUUCUUGCGCGGUUCGAGAUCGAAAAGUGGUGCAAACUGGUCCAGCACCAUUCGAUCACCUUCUCCUACAUUGUCCCUCCGAUUGUCCUCCUGUUGUGUAAACACCCGGCCGUUCCCUCCUACGAUCUCUCCAGCAUCCGCAUGACCAACUCGGGAGCUGCUCCUUUGUCGAGAGAAAUGGUCGAGACAUGCUUUCAACGAACGGGAAUCCGGGUCAAGCAAGGAUAUGGUCUGUCUGAGACCAGCCCCACCGCCUUCAAUCAGCCAUGGGACGACUGGAACGUGAGCGUUGGAAGCGUGGGCAAGGUCCUUUCCAAUAUGGAAGCCAAAAUCUGUACUCCCGCCGACGAGAAUGACCCGACAGAUCGCUCCCAUCGAGAGCUACCGGCGCUCCCACAAGGUACGGUGGGCGAGCUUCAUGUCCGUGGACCGAAUGUCUUCCUGGGCUACCACAACAACCCAGCGGCAACGGCCGAGUGCCUCUCGCCCACCGGUUGGUUCCGUACAGGCGACGUCGGAUACAUGGACGCUCAGGGCAAUCUCUUCCUCACAGACCGUGUUAAGGAGCUCAUCAAAUACAAGGGGUUCCAAGUUGCUCCUGCUGAGCUCGAAGGCUAUCUCCUGGAGCAUCCUCUGGUGGCUGACUGCGCUGUUGUUGGGGUUCAAAGUGCGCAGCUGGGAACCGAAGUGCCCAGAGCUUAUAUCGUGCCGGCAGGCGGUGCUGCUGGCGACAAUGGAUCGUCGUCCGACCUUGAUCGAGCGAAGCUAAUCAUUGCCUGGUUCAACAACAGGGUGGCCAACCACAAAAAGUUGAGAGGCGGAGUCAAGUUCGUCCAGCAGAUCCCGAAGACCGCCAGUGGCAAGAUUCUGCGCAGGAUCCUCAAAGAGCAAGCAAGAGCUGAAGCAAGCAGCGAGGUCGAUGCGAGGGUGGCGCCGAUCGGUCCUAGGUUGUGA
This is a messenger RNA of Fonsecaea pedrosoi CBS 271.37, 1773 nucleotides long. RefSeq lists its product as uncharacterized. Gene Ontology annotation, molecular function: CoA-ligase activity. The transcript has 2 exons. The record is from RefSeq and is a predicted model, not a curated record. NCBI's taxonomy places the organism in Eukaryota, Fungi, Ascomycota, Eurotiomycetes, Chaetothyriales, Herpotrichiellaceae. The coding region runs from base 1 to 1773 and encodes 590 amino acids. Gene Ontology annotation, biological process: secondary metabolic process.